This is a messenger RNA of Myotis davidii, 1422 nucleotides long. It is a transcript of the gene FUT2, whose product is annotated as fucosyltransferase 2. Gene Ontology annotation, biological process: carbohydrate metabolic process. Bases 118 to 1215 code for a protein of 365 amino acids. The record is from RefSeq and is a predicted model, not a curated record. Gene Ontology annotation, cellular component: membrane. The transcript is spliced from 2 exons. Lineage: Eukaryota; Metazoa; Chordata; Mammalia; Chiroptera; Vespertilionidae. Gene Ontology annotation, molecular function: galactoside 2-alpha-L-fucosyltransferase activity.
CCGCGGCCGGCAAGAAGGAGGGUUCUGAGGGGAGAGUUGACCCCAAGGGGAGUGAGCCGGCUGAACGACCCUCAAGACACCUGUCAUCCACUCCCAGCUCCGGCCCCAGAACCAGCCAUGCCCAGCACCCAGGGGCCCUUCUUCUUCCCCAUGGCCCACUUCGUCCUCUUUGUCUUCACGGCCUCCACCAUCUUUCACCUUCAGCAGCGGCUAGUGAAGAUCCAGCCCCCCUUGGCCGCCCAGAGGCUGGAGCCCGAGGAAACUGAGGACAACGCCUCCAGCGCCCUGAGCGCCCCAAGCGCCCUGAGCACCCCAAGCACCCUGAGCACCUCGAGCUCCACGAGCUCCACGAGCUCCGCGCCCAGGGGCAUGUGGACCAUCAACGCCAUCGGCCGCCUGGGCAACCAGAUGGGCGAGUACGCCACGCUGUACGCCCUGGCCAAGAUGAACGGGCGGCCGGCCUUCAUCCCCGCCGAGAUGCACAGCUCGCUGGCGCCCAUCUUCAGGAUCUCCCUGCCGGUGCUGCACGGCGCCACCGCCAGCAGGAUCCCCUGGCACAACUACCACCUCAACGACUGGAUGGAGGAGCAGUACCGCCACCUCCCCUGGGAGUACGUGCGCCUCACGGGCUACCCCUGCUCCUGGACCUUCUACCACCACCUGCGCCCCGAGAUCCUGCGGGAGUUCACGCUGCACGACCACGUGCGGGAGGCAGCACAGCGGUUCCUCCGGGGCCUGCAGGCCACGCGAGCCCCACAGCUGACCUUCGUGGGCGUCCACGUGCGCCGCGGGGACUACGUCCGCGUCAUGCCGCGGGUGUGGAAGGGCGUGCUGGCCGACCGCGGGUACCUGCAGCAGGCCCUGGACCGGUUCCGGGCCCGCCACCCCGCCCCCGUCUUCGUGGUCACCAGCAACGGCAUGGCCUGGUGCCGGGAGAACAUCGACGCAUCCCGGGGGGACGUGGUGUUCGCGGGUGACGGCGUGGAGGGCUCCCCCGCCAAGGACUUCGCACUGCUCACGCAGUGCAACCACACCGUCAUGACCAUCGGCACCUUCGGGAUCUGGGCCGCCUACCUGGCGGGCGGAGAGACCAUCUACCUGGCCAACUACACCCUCCCGGACUCGCCCUUCCUCAAAGUCUUCAAGCCAGAGGCUGCCUUCCUGCCCGAGUGGUUCGGGAUUGCCGCCGACCUCUCCCCGUUGCUCAAGCCCUGAGACCGGCCUGCCCUGGGCACCCCCUUCUCCUUGUCAGGCUCCCCCAAGACCAGAUCCACACCCGAGGAGCACCCCUGUUACAUGGACCCGGACCCUUCCCUCUUGCCUCAGAAUACCUCCGGCCGCCAGUAGCAGAGUCCCAACAAACUUGUUUAUCUUUUUUAUUUAUUUUUUAAAAAAUAUAUUUUAUUGAUUUUUUUUACAGAG